Molecule: messenger RNA, 960 nt
Organism: Lodderomyces parapsilosis
Lineage: Eukaryota; Fungi; Ascomycota; Pichiomycetes; Serinales; Debaryomycetaceae
Gene: CCE1
Product: cruciform cutting endonuclease
Exons: 1
Coding region: 1-960 (319 amino acids)
Cellular component (GO): mitochondrion
Molecular function (GO): Y-form DNA binding; DNA endonuclease activity; flap-structured DNA binding
Source: RefSeq, a predicted model, not a curated record
AUGAAUAAACAACAAAUAACUAAUCUUACAAAACAAUUACACAGUUACAAGAUACCCGCACUCAAUGACAUAGCACUACAUUGCGGGGCUCCGAUUUUCGGAACCACUAAAGCAUCACGUAUUGAAGGCAUCAUUGCUCAAUACCAAUUAUACUUAAUUCAAUGGCACAACUUGACUCGUCGAACUACCUUAGCAAUAGACAUUGGAAUCAAAAAUUUUUCCUAUUGCAAAACAUCACCCUUAGCAGCAGCCAGCUCUUCAUCUUGGCCAAUUCUAGUGACUCAUUGGGAAAAGCUCAAUCUCGAUACAAAAUUUGGCGCAUCUUACACGCCAUUGCUUCAUCAAGACACGGUUUUAGACAAUAAACGAUACUUGAAUCACAUAACAAACCAACUUGUUGACGAUCUACUACAACCUGGCUUAUCCAAUGUCAAAAUCAUGGAAAUUCAACGAACUAGAUCAAACAAUAACGCACAAACCUUGCCGACAAUUUUAACCAAUCAUACAUUGGAAAACUUGAUUUGGGCCAAAAUGUAUCCAGCGUUGGUCAUACCCAUGACGUCAAUGAAACUAAUUCAUUUUUGGCUUUAUCGAUUCAUAACUAAAGAUCUGAUAAAUACAAAAUUGAAAAAGACAAACAAGAUUAUACGACGUGAUUUGAUUCUCUCAUGGUUUGGUAAACUUUAUCAAUUAAAAGGGUAUCGACAUGAAACACUGGCGCCAUUGGCAAUACAUCAACUACUUGAGCAUCUACAUUUACCGAAGGGGGAUAAAACUGAUGAUUUGAUUGACUCGUUGCUUUAUAAUCUUUGCAUCAAUUGUCAAUUGAAUCAUCUAGGCCAUUUUCACAAGUAUAUCCAACUUGAUGGCAAUUUUGUUGAUUUUGUAAAUGAUGCUAAUCAGUUUCAUUUGGGUUUAAUUCAACUGGUGGUUGAAAGGUAUCAGCUAGAGCUAAAAUAG